AAACGUUAUAAAUUUCAUUUUAUUUUGGAAGGAAAGUAAAUAAAAUAUGCAUAUGUACAAGAAAUAAAAAAAAUAGUAAAAAAGUUUCAAAGUGAAGUUUAAACAGCAACUGCAGACGAAUUAAGAUUAAAGAAUAACAUCAUUUUUAAAAAGAAAAGUCAUCCAACAAGACUCAUAGUCUAGUCGCCACGAGGGACCAGGAAUUUUAAGACGUUUUGACGACGUUUGGGCAAAAGAAACGCCACUAAACCAUUUGGUCAAAGAAAGCUCGUACAAGCCAACAAAAUCAUCGUCGAAACUACGUCGAUCAUCUACCAUUACUCGACACCAACAACAACCAAGUGGUCAAAACAACCAUCCAUCAAUCCAUCCAUCCGCAACAACAGGAACAUCCAACCAGGUAUCACCAAAAACAACACUACAACACCACAAUCCAUUCAUCCACAUCAGGAAAAUCAUACAACCACCUCAGCAAAAGUGCACAACAGAAAUGGCAAAAUCAUAGAACCAUCCACAUUCACUCUAUUCGUAAUAACAGCAAGAUACAACCAUCCGCACACGCACAACAUCUAACAGCAAGUAUAUACGACCAUCUAUACCGUGCUCCAUUUACCAACAAAGUCCAGAAUUCAAUCAAAACCACUCAAAAGCUAAGUACCAGGUUAUCCAAUUUUAUGUUAUCUAUCAUUAUCUUAUUAUUGCAAUUUUUUGUGUUUAGGUCAUUACAUAAUAUGUAAGACUAAGAGAAACUAAAGUUUAAAAAAAAUUAAAAUUUUAAGUCAAGAGUAACAAAAUAUCAAACUUAAAUCUAAAGAAAAAAAAAAUAUAGCAAAAUAGACAAUUAAACUAAAGUAAUUUAAUUAAAAUCCAAAAAAAAAAUUAAAGCAAUUUUUCAAUAUAAAUCUUAUUGAAAAUAGGUACACUUUUAUCGUUCAACGAUCAUUACUUUGGAUUGUAUGCUUAUCCUCGAAGCAAGCGGUGCACCACCUCGACGGCUGAAACAACAAAAACAAAAUCCAUUGAUCGCCACAAUAACAACAAGGUUAAAUUUUUUAUAAUUCUACACGUUUGAGAAAGCUUGUACUUUCACUCUCCUCAAUCACACCGAGUUUCAGCAUCCGAUCCAACUCAUCGUACAACAGUGAUUGUAUCGCUGGAGAGACAGGGUAGUGACGCUGUUUCACAGGGAGAGCAUCUCCUGUAUCAAUGAAAUGCUCCAUCAUGGUAGUCUUUCCAAGACCAUCGCACUCGAAACAUAAGAAUUUAUCUUUGACUGCAUGCAGCUUGGCCUGUUGAUCAGAGGUUAAAUAUUGAGCAUUUGGAGAAUCCGAUUGUUCGUCAACCGAGAUACUUCUUAUAAUUCCCGGAGCAAGCUGGAACACUCUCCAAAACUCAACUCUAAAAUAGAUCUCCUGGUUCAAGCUGGGAACGAGGAAGAAAGUCAACAUCUCUUCUUUAUCUGUAUAAUACCCCUAUUACCAUUGGCGAGUCGAAUGAAUAAACGUGUGAGUGUGAGAAAUUGGUAUUACCGUUGGCGAAUUGAGAACCGUUGAUUCGACUUAAAUGUCAUUACUUUUUCGAAGUUUGGUCUCACUCUAUUGUCGUUAUCGAAUGUUCGUUAAUUUGAACGUCAUUCGAGUUAUUUUUUGUUGAACGUUCAUAUUGUGUGAGAAAAGGUCGAAGCUUAUGCAAAAGAAAUGUCGGAAAAUAAAACAAUCUGCAAGAGAACUAAUAAAAAUCAGUUCGAAAAGCUAGUCGAACUGAUGGAAUCGAACCCAAAUCUAGCGAGAGGUGUUGGAGAGUUUGGUUCUUCCAAAAAAAACCAAAAGGAAUAUUGGGACCAAUUUGCUACAACCCUCAACUCACUUGGGCCACCUACUCGUGAUGGAAAAGAAUGGCACAAGGUUUGGCUGGAUUAUAAGCUCAAAAUCAAAAGGAAACUUUCGAUGAAUAAAGCCGAAGUGGUGGCAACUGGUGGAGGUAAAUACUUUCAAGUUUCCUUAACACCUUUGGAACAAGCUGUGGAUGAGCUGCUUGGACUUGAGCAAGCUGUAAGGCCAGAAGGUAUGUGCUUUGGUUCAUCUCACCAAAUUUCAGAGGACUUAAUUAUCGGCUUACAAGACAUUGAAGUGCUCAACGAAAAAGACCCUGGUGAAGCCGAUAAACAAAAAUCACCCCCGCCCCCACUACCAGCAAUGAAAAGAACCACAAUGAAUGAAAAUUCUGAAAAAGAACGCCUUCGCUUGUUACAAGGCCAAACUGCAACACAGACAGAGUUGGUAAAAAUCGAAAAAGAAAAGUUAAGUUUUCUGUCCGACAUCGCCAGAUUUUCCAGAAAAAGCUACGAAAUUCAAAGAGAGAAGCUUGCUCUAUUAAAAGCAGCAGAAAAAAGGAAAGAAAAAGAAAAUUUCGAUAAAAACCGUCGCCAUGCUGAGUAUCUGGAAAUGGAAACGAAAAAGCACGAAUUGGAGAUGCUUAAAUUUAAUUUAAAAAAUUAAAAUAAUUUUUUUUCCUUGUACUUUUCUUAUAGUUAUGAAUGAAUUCUUUUCCUUUUUUUCUUGUUAAUAAAGAGUUACGACUUAAUUUUUAAAUCAAAUAUAUUUUUUAUUAUUUAUGAAAGCAAAAUAAACUUGAACUUGAAUUUCAUCCCAA
Molecule: messenger RNA, 2652 nt
Organism: Eupeodes corollae
Lineage: Eukaryota; Metazoa; Arthropoda; Insecta; Diptera; Syrphidae
Exons: 5
Coding region: 1698-2498 (266 amino acids)
Cellular component (GO): nucleus
Source: RefSeq, a predicted model, not a curated record